AUGAAGGAACAAGUUUAAAGACAAACUAGAUUUUAAUCCAAGGCUGAAUAAUGUGGAAUAUGUUAUAAUGCAAUAGAGAAUUAAGUAAGAGAUGUUUGAAGGUUUAGGGAGUUUUGGAUAGUUGUAAUCACUCAUUUUGUUCAGAAUGCAUUAAAAAAUGGUCAAAUGUAUAUAACCUUUAUCAUUUUAGAUCGAAAAUACAUGUCCACUAUGUAAAUAGAAAUUUACUUAAAUUGAAUUCAAGUGGAAGAGAGUAUGUUAUAUUUAUUUAUUCAGGUUCAUUACAAAAGUCAUAAGAUAUCAAAGCCAAAAUGUAAACAAAACAAGUAUCUGCUAUAAUAUUGUAGGAUUUAUGUUAAAGAUAAAAGUCAGUCAUAAAAAGAGGAUCAAUUUAGUGUAUUACUAGAACUUCUUAUAGAUUUCAUCCUAGCUGAUAGUAUAAAUAUAAUUAAGCUAUUAGUAAAUGAUUGA
This is a messenger RNA of Paramecium primaurelia, 471 nucleotides long. The record is from the annotation of a GenBank genome assembly. Lineage: Eukaryota; Ciliophora; Oligohymenophorea; Peniculida; Parameciidae.